AUGCGAAUUGUAUAAAAGCCAUAAAAAUUGAAGCUUACAGUUCUUCAGCUCAUUCACGAGUCCUAUUUUCAACACCCUUUACAUGAUGUUCUCCGCUGCUUUCCUCGUACAGGCCCUUCUUGCCUCCGCUGCUUUUGCUCUCCCUUCGAGCAAAGACCGCUUGGCUUCCCGCCGAGCUCGCCGCAGUGGCGAUGUCGCACGUACCCGCCAGAGCAAGCCCGUGAACAUCAUUACCAGCCCGCAGGUAUCCGCUGCUGUUGGUAACGCGUCUCAUCCUGAAUUCAGCUCGAAUUGGGCUGGCGCCGUGUUGGUUGCUAGCACCGCAACAUACAAGUCCGUCACCGGCACCUUCACUGUCCCUACACCCAAAUCUACAGGUGGAAGCGGCGAGCAAUGUGCCUCUGCUUGGGUCGGUAUUGACGGUGACACGUGUGAGACUGCGAUCUUGCAGACUGGUGUCGACUUCUGUGUAUCUGGAUCUGCUGUUUCUUUCGAUGCCUGGUAUGAGUUCUUCCCCGCUGACUCUUUCGACUUCUCUGGUUUUUCCGUCUCCGCUGGUGACUCUGUUACCGUUACAGCAACCGUUAUCAGCACAACCGAGGGCACCUUGACCAUCGAGAACAACAGCAAGGGAACUUCCGCCAGCAAGACCGUUACAUCCACCGCAAGACUCUGUGAAACUAACGCGGAGUGGAUUGUGGAGGAUUUCGAAGAAUGCGAGGGUAACGACUGCGAGUUGGUUCCCUUCGCCAACUUUGGCACGGUCGAAUUUACGGGAGCUUCGGCGACCACUAGCUCGGGCACCGUUACACCAGCUGGUGCUACGAUCUUCGACAUCGAGCAGAAUUCGGUUUUGACGUCGGUUUCGCAGAGCGGAAGUACCGUCACAGUCGAAUUUGUGUAAACAAACACAAACGACUUUGAAGGGUUAUUAGUGCUUCGACUUGCUAAGUACGCAGAAUAAGUAAAGAAUUCACCGUGUAAGCUUCAUCUGUCCCGCAAUCUAAAAAGCCCCUCGAGGCAGACAAGAAGUUUAUAUAUCGAAAGAAAGUUUGGUCG
Messenger RNA from Lentinula edodes (shiitake mushroom), 1059 nucleotides. RefSeq names its product peptidase A4 family-domain-containing protein. The transcript has 5 exons. Gene Ontology annotation, molecular function: glutamic-type endopeptidase activity. Bases 83 to 904 code for a protein of 273 amino acids. NCBI's taxonomy places the organism in Eukaryota, Fungi, Basidiomycota, Agaricomycetes, Agaricales, Omphalotaceae. Gene Ontology annotation, biological process: proteolysis. The record is from RefSeq and is a predicted model, not a curated record.